AUGUCCAACUCCGGGGGUUCUCUUACUGAGAAGGAUAUGGGCCAUGCGACCGGCACGGCGCCGAACGCCCAUGGGCCUGCCACCGGUCACUACCGGGGCGGAUACGAUCCCCGGAACCCAAUGGCCAACAUCCACGCCGGCGACGAGCCCAGGCUCCCAGCCUUCGGUGGUGAAUUCCAGCCCGGUCUCUGGCGGCCUGUGGAGAAGCGCCAGUUCGCCAACCCGGCGCCUCUGGGUCUGAGUGCUUUCGCUCUCACCACUUUCGUCCUUUCGGCUAUCAAUCUGGGCACCCGCGGUGUCAAUGUUCCCAACAUUGUUGUUCCCCUUGCCUUUGGCUAUGGUGGCUUGGUCCAGCUCCUGGCUGGUAUGUGGGAGAUGGUUGUUGGCAACACCUUUGGUGCUACCGCCUUGUCAUCUUAUGGUGGUUUCUGGAUUGCUUGGGGCCUCUUGCUCACUCCUCACUGGAACAUCCUUGGCGACGAGGGCCCUUACAAGACUGAUGCCAUCACCUCCUCUGAUCCCAUGAUGUACGAGUCGGCCAUGGGUUUCUUCCUCACAGGCUGGUUCAUCUUUACGACAAUCCUCCUCCUGUGCACACUGCGUUCGACCGUCAUGUUCUUCCUCCUUUUCUUCACCCUCGACCUCUGCUUCCUCAUGCUUGCCUGCUCCCACUACUCUCACUCGAACGGGAACACUGAGAUGUACCACACCCUCACCAAGGCUGGCGGUGGCUUCGGUAUGGUCGCAGCCUUUUUGGCCUGGUACAAUGCAUUUGCCGGUAUUGCCGAUAGCAGCAACUCUUUCUUCCUCAUUCCUGUCUUCCACUUCCCCUGGUCUGAGAAGGGUCGCGAGGCCAGACUCGCUCGCGCCGCUACCCGGGAGACCCGGGACUCGGCUUAG
Molecule: messenger RNA, 900 nt
Organism: Podospora anserina S mat+
Lineage: Eukaryota; Fungi; Ascomycota; Sordariomycetes; Sordariales; Podosporaceae
Exons: 3
Coding region: 1-900 (299 amino acids)
Cellular component (GO): plasma membrane
Molecular function (GO): acetate transmembrane transporter activity
Source: RefSeq, a predicted model, not a curated record